Messenger RNA from Eublepharis macularius, 2355 nucleotides. It is a transcript of the gene IFT20, whose product is annotated as intraflagellar transport 20. The record is from RefSeq and is a predicted model, not a curated record. The coding region runs from base 1615 to 2013 and encodes 132 amino acids. The transcript is spliced from 5 exons. Gene Ontology annotation, cellular component: Golgi apparatus; intraciliary transport particle B; centrosome. NCBI's taxonomy places the organism in Eukaryota, Metazoa, Chordata, Lepidosauria, Squamata, Eublepharidae. Gene Ontology annotation, biological process: intraciliary transport; protein localization to cilium; centrosome localization.
UACAGCGGCAAAACAUCCCCUCAUCGCCACCGGCUACGGAAACUCCCACAAUGCACAGCGAACCAGCCCGCCCCCUCCCCCGGGCGCUUCCUGCUGUGGGCGGGGCGGCGGCUGUCGCCGUGGCAGCGGAAGGCCGCUCGGGAGGGGCGGGGAUGCCGGCGCGAGCGGGCAGUACACAUAAUACAACUGCUCCCCUGGAGUCCUUUCCAUACAGGGAAGCAGUCUGUCUCUGAGCCUUAGGUGCUGAAGACCUACUACAGAGGACGGGAGUCUGCCUUUGUGCCCUGCUUGUGGACUUUCCUGGAGGCAUCUGAGUGGUCGUUAUGGAAAACGAUGAUGCUGGGCCAGCUGGACCUUUUGGUCAGAUCUGCAUAAAAAAAUAUUUAUUGUAUUCUUCUUUGCCCAAUGCAAUCUAUCCCUGAAAAUUAGGGGUCGAGGGACAAAUAACCAGAGGAGAGCCACUGCCUUCCUGGCUAGUGGGUGUUGUUGAAAACAGGACUGGGUUUUUAGUCCUAUGGUGUAAUCCUGCAAAUCCUAUUCGUAACUGGCCACACUGAAUGCAAGACCAGGUGGAUCUUUGGUCCAGUCUGGCAUGGAAGUAGUUUCUUUCUUAGAAAGCAUUUAGAUCAUUCUGUUUCUGUUGAACCUAUUAACAGUCAUAAACUUAGAAUAAAACUUCCAUGUGCAGAGGGGACACACGUCUCAGCAUUGUGUGUAUGCAGGAACACUGUUUCUUUAAAAGCCCUGUAUGCAUUUUUAUGCAUUCCCUGCAAAUAGUAAUUAAACCUCCAUACUAGAUUUACUAGCAUAUUAUACUAGUUAACUUGGCUCCACAUUUUCCCCUCUGCAAUGAGGGGGAAAAGUGGAGCCAAAUUAACUAGUGUAAUAUGCUACCAUAUAAUGAAAACUCAGUGUUAAAUUUUACUCAUACUAAUUGAUUAAAAUGAACCUAGGACAUUGUAUAUCUGAUGAAAUACACCAUCUUUUGCUACAAUGCAUUUCUUAGGGUAGCACUGGUCUCUUUACUGUUUUCAUUCUGCAUCCAUUACGACGUUUUAUCCCAUCCUUCCUCCAAGGCGUUCAGGGCAGGAUACAGCCACCCCAGCUUCCCAUCAACCCUGUUAGGUAGGUUAGGCUGAGAGACAGUGAGUGGUCCAAGGUCACCCCAUCAGCAUCAUAGCUGAAGCAAGAAUUUGAACCCAGGUUUUGCCUAGUCUUUACCAGUACAUGACACUGGUUCAGUUAUGCUUAACAGCCAGCAUGCAGUAGUUGAUCCAGCACUGGAGAAACCAAAUUCAAAUUCCCGUUCAACCAAGCAUGGCUUUCAGCCAUUUAUUCUCUCAGCUUAACCUGCCCCACAGAGUUGUCAUGAAGGCAAAAUGCUGAGGGGGAGCCAUAUAAAGCCAUCAUGAACUCCUUGAAGAACACAUAGCAUUAAAAUGUUUUUUAAAAUCCCUCUUAUUAUGCAUACUACCAACUGAACUGGAUUGGUUUUUUUCAUGGAGCAGCAGUGCAGGGCUCCGUCUACCUUGUCUCCAUUUUGCCCUGCCCUGUAUAUGAAUUGUCAUUUUUUAUUUCUAGUUCUUUUGCACAGGCAUCUGAAAAUACUCCACUAUGGCUAAAGGCAUUCUGGGAGAAGCUGGUCUCCAUUUUGAUGAGCUGAAUAAACUGAGGGUUUUGGACCCAGAGGUGUCUCAGCAAACAGUCGAACUGAAAGACGAAUGCAAAGCCUUUGUGGACAAAAUAGCAGAAUUUAAAAAAAAUGUGAGCAACUUCAUUGAACUGGUCGAUCAGCAAGCAAAAGCAGCUGAGAACGAGAAGAUUAAGGCAAUAGGGGCCCGAAACUUGCUGAAAUCAAUCACCAAGCAGAGAGAGGCGCAGCAGCAGCAGCUUCAGGCACUGAUAGCCGAGAAGAUGACCCAGCUAGAAAGGUAUCGUGUGGAAUAUGAAACGCUUUGCAAAACAGAAGUGGACCAGAAUGAAUUCAUCGACCAGUUCAUAUUCCAGAAAUAAAAAGGAAUCUCAAACCAGCAGCAAUAGACUGAGAAAACUUGAACCAUUCCAACCAUCUGUUUCCAAAAUGAGCAAUUUUGCAAUGUUCGUAAAAUGACCUUAUGGUCACAGCUAGAAAGACUGACAAAUGUUAGAGCUUCACUAUCAAGUUAUUUCCGUAGAGACAGGAAGCAGUAUUUUAUUUUUAAAGAAGAUGUUUGAUGGUCAGAAUUCAAACCAUGUUUGGAUAGAGCCUGUUAUUGCUGCAGUUAAUGCUGCUCCCUAAUGUUGCGUGGGGGGAGGGGUUUCUUGGAAGUGCAACAUAAUUCAGUUAAAUAAAGAAAUAAAUUAUUGUUUUAGAAA